AUGGAAGACGAAACGACGGCGUAUUGGUGCCACACGUGCUCUCAAACAGUGACUCCAGUAAGGGAAGCUGACAUCAAAUGCCCCUUUUGUCAAAGCGGUUUCCUUGAAGAGAUGCAGCAGGAGCAGGAGGAACAACAACAACGACGAUACACCAAUGUUUGGAGACCAGACAUUCCUGUCUGGGCUUCCUUGUUGAUGGAAAUGACGAACAACUCCUCCGCAAGGAACCAGACUGUUGAGAGUCCUGAGAAUGUAACUGACCACCGUGGAGGAGGAGGAGGAGACUAUAUGGAAUCUCAGCUUCAAGAGAUGCUUAGGAGAAGAGGAAGACGUCCUGUUUCCGUUGCCCAGUUGCUUCAAGGAACACGUGCUGGUUUAACACUUGCACCUGCUGCUCAGACUAACAACGCAGAUCCUGAUCAUGAUGAUGCUGAUAGAGAAAGAGGACGCGUGAUCGUCACCAAUCCCUAUAAUCAGAUUGUCGCUGUCCCAAGCUCUGCUGUUUCUGACUCUCUGCCUCCUCUUGUUCCUGGUUCUCUCAGCGAGUACUUCAUCGGUCCUGAAUUCGAAACGUUUCUCGAGAGUUUAACUGAGACUGAUCCCAGCAGGUAUGGAACACCUCCUGCUCGGAGAGAUACUGUUGAGGCUUUGGCUAGUGUCAAAAUCCAAGGGGAGGGGCUGCAGUGUUCUGUGUGUUUAGAUGAUUUUGAGGUUGGAACUUUGGGGAAACAGAUGCCUUGUAAGCACAGCUUUCAUCCUCACUGCUUGCUUCCAUGGCUUGAGCUUCAUAGCUCCUGUCCGGUUUGUAGGUGUCAGCUACCAACUGCGGAGGAGGAUGAGACAAAAACAAAUGGCAGCAAUGGAGGCGGUGGUGGGUCUGCUUCUACAAGCAGUAACCAGCGAUCUGAGAACAGCGACCCGGAGGAGGAUCCCAUGGCUGCUUAGCAGCACCUGGUUCUCAAGAUAGGAGCAGCAAUCUAUAGGCAGCAACAGAGACCACCAGGGUUCAACCUUAAGAUGUUGUUGUCUGUGCAUAAGGUUUUAGGAUUUGGUUGAAUGCUAGUUAUACCCUUUGGAAAACAAAACAACAAUCUAUCAUUUUGCGUAGUUAUAUGGUUUUGAAUACCUUUUUUUUGGAGAAUUUGGCAAGUCGCUUGAGGUUUUCCUGUUUAGUUCAGUCUUUGUUUGAUGAAAUUGGUAGUUAAUGUUCAUGGGCGAAAUAACAAAACGUCUCGGCUUAGGAAGAAUAUUGUAAUUAGUGAUCA
This is a messenger RNA of Eruca vesicaria subsp. sativa (arugula), 1265 nucleotides long. The record is from the annotation of a GenBank genome assembly. Lineage: Eukaryota; Viridiplantae; Streptophyta; Magnoliopsida; Brassicales; Brassicaceae.